AUGGCCUCUCUUCCGCUCGCCACCGGAUCGCGCCGCUCGCAAGCCAGUUUCUACGAUGUUCUCCGCGUCAAGAAUAACGCCUCCUCCAUCGAGAUCAAGACCGCCUACCGGAGUCUAGCCAAGAUUUACCAUCCUGAUUCCGCGAGAAGAUCGGAGUGCGAUUCUUCUUCUUCUGAUGAUGAUUAUGGUAAUGGAUGCAGUUUCCUUGAGAUUCACAGUGCGUACGAGACACUUUCGGAUCUGGCAACUAGGGCUCAAUACGACCUCGCUUUGGCUUCUUUUACGAGACGAAAUGGUUUGAAUGUUCUUUGUAUUGGAGGAAUUUUUCGCAGUCUAGGCCGCACCGGCGAUGGGAAACGGAUCAGUGUUGGUAGGGAUUUGGUGUUGAUUUGUGAUGAUAUUGAUUUCUGUACAGAAAUGGUUUGA
Molecule: messenger RNA, 426 nt
Organism: Cucurbita maxima (winter squash)
Lineage: Eukaryota; Viridiplantae; Streptophyta; Magnoliopsida; Cucurbitales; Cucurbitaceae
Product: chaperone protein DnaJ-like
Exons: 2
Coding region: 1-426 (141 amino acids)
Source: RefSeq, a predicted model, not a curated record